AUCGCUACGAAAAAUAAUAAUAAUAAUAAUAUCAGCAACAAUGUUCGACGUACCACCGAAAUGCCCCGCUUUGGCCAACAAACUGACUGGCAUUUUCGGUUGGCGUCACACAUACAAAGUUGCAGCCAAGCACGAAGGCAUACAGCAUACAUUCCUGCAGAAAUCCUAUUCGUUAACAAUGCCGAAAAGACCGCCAUCACCAUACAAUGGGCAAAAGGAGCCUGAUUCUUGGGUAGCCGUCCACCAUCUACAAACACAGUCGGGUAUUCUCGAUCCAGACGAUUGCGUCGGUGAUGUCGCCGACGAUCGUGAGCAGAUACUUGCCAGCUUCGAUGAUAGCGGUCCCGAUCCGGGCGUACCGCAGGGCGGUGGCGAUGGUGCUUCUGGCAGCUCCUCUGUUGGCACGGGCUCUCCAGACAUAUUCCGCGAUCCAACGAACACAGAUGCGCCCACAAAUAGGCAACGCAGCGAUGUUUCUACGCCGCACAUUGAAGUCACAAGCACCACUGCCUGUCCCAUGACCGGUCUCGGACUGCAAGUGCGUCGCAGCAGCGAUCCAAAUUUGUUGGCUUCAUUGAAAGCAGAAGGCGGCAAUAAACGCUGGUCAGCAGCAGCGCCACAUUGCGGCGGAGAUUCGCCCGAUCGCGUGCUACUCGAUAAAAGCGGCUAUUUGGCGCCGCAGUGGGAGGAGGAAGAUGAUGGUCAACAUAAUGCAACAGCCGCGCCAGCGCAACAGCCGUUCGCGCGCUCGGGGCGCUUGUCUAUGCAGUUUCUCGGCGACGGCACUGGGUACAAGUGGAUAGAGGCUGCUGAAAAGUUACAACAUCCACAGCAGCAGCCGCACAACCAACAGCAACAACAUGCGCAGCAGCAAUCGCCACAUCAGUAUGCGCCGCCACAAGCGCAAAUGUAUACAACGAAAUCGCUGCCACGUGAGAGCAAGCGGAAAGAGCCGCUUGGUCAGGCGUACGAAUCGAUACGUGAGAAAGACGGCGAAAUGUUGCUCAUCAUCAAUGAGUACGGCAGUCCGCUUGGGCUGACGGCCAUACCGGAUAACGAACAUGGCGGCGGUUUGUUGGUACAGCACGUGGAACCUGGUAGUCGCGCUGAGCGCGGACGAUUGCGACGCGGUGAUCGCAUACUCGAAAUUAAUGGCACUAAGCUGAUUGGAUUGACUGAGAGUAAGGUGCAGGAAUAUUUGCGACGAUCGCUGGAGGCGUCGGAGCUACGCAUACGCGUAUUACGCGCGGGUUCCGGCGGCGGAAGCGGCAGUGGUAAUCAUCACAACGGCAGCAAAUCACGUAGACGUGACUCCAAGGUAGCGGAAAUGAUUGAGGCUGAGGAGAAAAUGGCCUCCUCAGUGGAGACUAAGGUGGCGACAGUGUCGCCAACCCGUAAGUCGCACACCGCUCCGGUAGGCACAUCACUGCAGGUGGCGAAUACACGCAAACUGGGGCGCAAGAUCGAAAUAGUGCUGAAGAAGGGUCCGAACGGACUGGGCUUUUCGGUAACAACGCGCGAUAACCCAGCUGGUGGACACUGUCCGAUUUAUAUAAAGAAUAUAUUGCCACGGGGGGCAGCCAUUGAGGAUGGACGCUUGAAGCCAGGCGAUCGGUUGCUGGAAGUGGAUGGUGUGCCCAUGACUGGAAAAACGCAAACGGAUGUGGUGUCUAUAUUGCGUGCGACGCAACCAGGCGCCACAGUUCGUUUGGUGGUUUCGCGGCAGCAAGAGUUGGCCGAGCUCGAUGAACGAGAAAUUAACUAUGAGGAAAAAGAGCGCGAUUUGAAUACACCCCCAAAGCCGCCAGCACCAGUGCUACCGUCUUCUUUACAAAAACAUCAGCGGCAGGAUAAGCUGCCGAAUGGCGUCAAAAAAUCUAACAGCGCCCGCUCGCUCUUCGAACAGCACCAACAACAGCAACAGUAUCAACUAAACGAAUCUCAGCAUUUCAUAGAUGCGGGCAGCGAGUCGGCAGCUUCAAGCGAUAGCCUCCAAGCGGGCAUAGCUUGGCGGUCACGUGAAGUGCUCACGCUACACAUACCCGUACACGAUACAGAGAAGGCCGGCCUGGGCGUUAGCGUCAAAGGCAAGACGAAUUCGAAUUCCAGCAGCGGCAGUGGCUCCUCCAUGAAGCACGACGGCGAUUUGGGUAUUUUCGUCAAGAAUGUCAUACACGGUGGUGCCGCCUCUCGUGAUGGCCGCCUGCGCAUGAAUGACCAGUUGUUGAGUGUGAACGGCGUGUCACUAUUGGGUCAAAACAAUGCCGAGGCUAUGGAAACGUUGCGCCGUGCCAUGGUCAAUAAUCCGGGCAAGCAUCCUGGCAUGAUUACUCUCUCGGUUGCGCGCAAGAUCGCACGCUCUGCCAGCUCGGGUGACAUACUCGAGCAGACGAAUAGCAGCUCGAAUACCAGCGAUAAUUCCGGCACCACCGUUAUCUACUUGAGUCCGGAGAAGAAGGAGGCACGCAGUGGUGGCAGUGGUUCAAAUGAAAUGAACAGAUGGAGCAAUCCCGUAUUAGAUCGUCUAACCGGUGGAGCUUGCUCGUCGAAUUCAUCUCAACAAGCGCGUCGCCCGUCACGAGACCACUUGAGCAUCGGUGUUAAUGGUGGUGGGGGAGCUGGUGGGCCCGGUAGCGCUGGCGUACAUGGUCUGCGCAACGAAAGCUACUACAUGGCAACAAAUGAAACUUGGUCGCCAGCCUUACAUCAGCAACAGAUGAUGAAUGGCCAUGUCAACAACAACAAUUCAGUUUUAAUCGAAGACGAUCCAGAGCCCAUAUCACCCACUCUUCCACACCGUCCUAAUGAUUCCGUGUGUACGCAGAGCGGCAGUGCUGGUGUCCAGAAUACUUCUACAGCACCAACCGCCGCGCCCGCGAGUUUCGAUGCUACUUAUUCCUCACAACUGAGUCUCGAAACGAACAAUUCAAGUGUGGAACAUUUCUCACGCGAUGCGCUCGGUCGCCGCUCGAUUUCGGAGAAACACCACGCCGCAUUGGAUGCACGCGAAACAGGCACUUACCAGCGUAACAAGAAGUUGCGUGAAGAACGCGAACGUGAACGGCGCAUACAGCUAACAAAGUCUGCUAUCUAUGGCGGCUCCAUGGAGUCGCUGACAGCGCGUAUCGCAAACGCCAAUGCGCAAAUUCCCGGCUAUAAACACACGAAAACCGCCUCUGGUGUUGAGGCGCAGCAGCUGCAGGCGGAAGCGCGUGAUCAAGUGGGCGAUUUAGGACCCUCAUUGGGUUUGAAGAAAUCCUCAUCUUUGGAGUCGCUGCAAACUAUGGUGCAGGAGAUACAAAUGUCGGAUGAGCCACGCGGGCCGACAGCUUUACGUGCGCCGCGUGGACGUGGACGUGAGGAUAGUCUACGCGCCGCUGUGGUGGCAGAUCCGGAGGCUGGCAAGCCACGCAAGCACUGGUUGCUCGAGGAGGGCACCGAUCAAGAUGGCGGCUUUGCGCACCGAAACGGACCCUUUCAGAGUUCGCUGAACGAUGGCAAGCAUAAGUCGCGCGCCAAGAAGCCGAGUAUAUUGCGUGGUAUCGGACAUAUGUUUCGUUUCGGCAAGAAUCGUAAAGAUGGCGUUGUACCGGUAGAGUCGCAGCCGUCUUCGGUGGCUGAACGUCCGCCGGCCAGUUUGCCCAACAAUCAGUUGCCCGCAGCAGCAUUGGCUGCACUCGAUCGAAAUACGAAAAUGCUACCGCCAGCAUAUCAACCGCCACCGCCUUUGCCGCCAGCAAAUAGCGCUGGGCCGGGUGGCAGUGGCCCAAACGGUGGCGGUGGCGGAGUGGGUAAUAUGUCGGCGAGCGCGUUGAAUGGCAUACAUCAUAAUGAUAUUUUCAAUCAUCGCUAUCAGCACUAUGCCAACUACGACGAGCUGCAUCAGCAACAGAUUAGCGAAAGCGAAAACAACGUGACUAAACAAAAUCAAAAUAGUACAGAUGUUUUAUCGGAGUCGACAUUAGAAUGCAUGCGGCAACAAGUUAUCAGGCAGCGCAUUAAAGUCGAAGCGGAAAGUCGCCGUCAUCAACAUUACCAUUCUCAACGCAGUGCGCGCUCACAAGACAUCAAUCCGCAGCAUCAUCAUGCAGCCAUAUUAAACAACCGAGGCGACGCUGGAAGCAUUGAGAAGAGUGGCGGCCUACUGCGACCCUCAUCAACCUACUAUGAAUAUGAGACAGUGCAACAUAAUGUGAGUCCAGCGGCAGCGGCAGCACAGCAUCAUCAACUACGUAGCGGUAGCCUGAAACAGAAUGGACAUCACUCGCCGAUUACGGUGAAUGGUAUGCAACAGCAUCAGCAACAGAAACAGCACCAACAAUAUAACAGCAGCAAUAACCAACACCACCACCUCCCUCAAAAACAACAACACCAGCAGGCGCAACAACAAUCAGGUCCGCCACCAGCGCAACCGCAUUGGAAGGCAGCCGCCUUAAAUGGCUUUUCCCCCGCCACGCUCAACAGCAGUGCACGCAGCCGCGGCCCAUUUGUCACGCAUGUGACUAUACGCGAUCAGAGUUCGGCGGCGAUUGCCGCGCAACCCACAUACCAAACAGUACAGAAGCAGCAGCCACAAUUCGCAAGUGCUGUCGUUAGCGGUGGCGCGCAGCCGCAUGCGUCGAAAGUGUGACUAUAGGUGCCGGAGCUACGCCCGAGGCGUGGCGGCGAAGUGCAAACAAGCUGGGAGAUGGGGAGCAGCGGUGCGUGCGCUAGACGACGGGAGAGCGAUGCAAAUGAUUGUGGCGAUGGUGGCAAUAGUGGCAGCAAUGAUGAUGGCGAUAAUGAUUACGAUGAUGUGGACGCAGAUUUAGUGGAGAUUUUCUACCUGGCCACGGAAUGUUGAAAUGUUGCAAAUGUUUUUCUAAGUCAACAGCAAAAGAUGAAAAUUUUACACUUACAUACAUAUGUAGCUAUUGGCAUUGAAGCAAAAUCCUUAAAUCAUGAGACUGUAGCGAAGCGAACAGAAAUCGAAUUACAGUGCAGCUGACAUGCAAUUACGAAAGAGAGGAAUUUUUUAUUAUAGUUGUGUGUAUAUAUAUUAUUUGUAAUGUUAAGGGAAUUCGAAAUGAUAACAGUGAAAGAGCUACAGUAUCGUAAAGUGAAAGAAGUGUGAUUACGCAUCAUAUUUGGCUCGGAAUUGUACAUUUCAAAAUUAUUUUUUGUUUUAAUUUCCGCUUAGAAUUUUGCAUAUUAUGCAAUUAAACAGUAUUUUUUGUUCAUUUAAAAAGCGAUUACGUUCUCACUGUCACGCGCGUUCUUAAGGGUGAGCGAUGAGUUCGAAAGUCUAAUUGAGAAAAUGAAACGAAUAAAAACCACAAAAAUAACGAAACGAAAAAUUAAUUUGGCAUACCAAUGUCUAUUAAGUUUAUGGCUAAGAGUUAGAUUAGAAAAAAGGUUACAAUUAAAAACGGCAUUCUGUCAAACGUUUAUUUAUGAAUAUGUAGUUUUAUUACAUACAUACAUACAAAUUUAUAGUAGUUAUUGUAAACAAGCAUUACAUUUUGCUUUGAGAAAUUAUGCUGGAAAAAUAUGCUGCUCUAAUAUUGUUUUCUUUUUAUAAUUUUCCUAAGAAAAGAUAUAAAUAAAUAAAUGCUCUUUAUGGAGUUAUAUUCUAAUGUGGUAUAAAAAUAUAUUAAGCCUAAGCAAAAAAGUUAAUCAUGUUUCUUAAUUUCAUUUUUUUGUUAAAAAAUUUUUGUAUUCCAACUAUUGGUUAUAAAACAUUUACUUGUAAAAAAAUGCGCCCACAUGCAUAUACAUAUACAAAAAUUAAAUACAAAGCUCGUAUUUAGCACAGAAAAAAUGAAGAGAUUUUUGAAUAUCCAAAAAAAUAGGUUUUUAUGUACAUACAUACAUUCCAUACAAAAACGAUAAAUGCUUUUUAGCGCUGAAGAAUAUAAAAAGCUAAAAAAUAAAUAAAGGUAAUUUACUUUGGUUUCCCAAAUUAAGUUAAAAAAAAAACACGAAAAUUAACACUAUUCCAAAAACCAUAAACAACUGAACGAAUUAAAUAGUUCACACAGUAAAGCAACUUUCCUAAUGAUGAAAUCUGUGGACAUUUGGCAAAACAACUUCACUUGGGUGCCUCUAUUUUUUUUUGUUUACUAUUAGCACUAAAUCGUUGUGUUGCAAUGCAAACUUAGGAAUUUCUUCUUCUUAAAAUUCCAUAUCUUUCACUUAAAGUUAUUUGAAAAAUAUCGACUAAAAGGUCUGAAAUUUUUAGAAAAAGCUUUUGCUUAGUUUGCAUGCACACGGCCCAAUAUUGUAACUAUUUACAAUCAUAAAUGUAGUUUCAGAAGUCCUUUUAAUUAAUAAAAGCUCUAUAAAAAUAUAGAGUUGUUUAUGGAAGUCUAUUGUUUUUUUUUUCAUCUAAAAUCAAACCUUCUAGAAUAACAUAAGUUGUUUUGUCAAAAGCCCACAGAAGGUCUAAUUUUAGAUAGAAUUUCCUUCUAACUCCCUACAAUAGUCAGCAAUUGUUGAUGUAAAUGGUCAAAAACCAUCAAACUGCUAGAAAUAUGCACACAUUUUUCUUCCUUUGCCAGCAAUACUAUUCACCACUUUC
This is a messenger RNA of Rhagoletis zephyria (snowberry fruit fly), 6559 nucleotides long. RefSeq names its product par-3 family cell polarity regulator (gene baz). NCBI's taxonomy places the organism in Eukaryota, Metazoa, Arthropoda, Insecta, Diptera, Tephritidae. Gene Ontology annotation, molecular function: phosphatidylinositol binding; protein binding. The record is from RefSeq and is a predicted model, not a curated record. Gene Ontology annotation, cellular component: adherens junction; cell cortex; apical junction complex. Gene Ontology annotation, biological process: establishment or maintenance of epithelial cell apical/basal polarity; establishment of centrosome localization; intracellular protein localization.